Serinus canaria (Common canary) is the source of this 1697-nucleotide messenger RNA. Its product is annotated as T-cell-interacting, activating receptor on myeloid cells protein 1-like. NCBI's taxonomy places the organism in Eukaryota, Metazoa, Chordata, Aves, Passeriformes, Fringillidae. The transcript is spliced from 5 exons. The coding region runs from base 881 to 1681 and encodes 266 amino acids. The record is from RefSeq and is a predicted model, not a curated record.
AGAGGUUGCAAAUACAGAGGGGACAGGAUGUGCUGCCUGCAGCUCACAGGAGGACAGGGAGCUACAAACGCUGCCACCUUCAGAGCAGGACUCCUGGAGAAGCUGCACGUGUCCCACACAGCCCCAGUGGCAGAACUCAUCAGUUCCCUUCUCCCACAUCCAGAGGUGCAAGCGACUUUCCCUGUUUCAUUAGCCCUUCGUUAUUGUCAAAGGGAGCUCUGUCUACAUCACUGGCCAACCCAGAGAAGAUGCAGCCAAGGAGCACCUGGCUCCAGGUGUGGGUGGAAGGGAGAAGCUGUCUGCAGUAAGGACCAUCAGUUGCUCCAGUGUGGGACUGGAUGGGGGGUUGGAUGGAUGAGGAGUAGGACCAACGCUGUGCACCCAGACCUACAAGUAUGAGGUGUUGCUGUCCCUCCUGCAAAGACAGACCCUGUAGCCCAGGAAAAGGCCUAAAAGGAAGUCUAGUUCCUUCCCUCCUAUUUCAAUCUGCUGAGCCACCAAACUUGUGGGUUUGUGGUUGCAAAACAACCCCCUAUUUCAUAAGUCAGAGAAGAAGCCAUUUCACCAUCAAGUGACUGGAUCUAAGAAAGAGAAACAAAAAGUCCUGAUAGCCUUUCCCCCAAGGUCUGCCAGAUCUUAAGACCUAAGUUAUCACAGGGGCCCAGCCCUGGGCAUGUGACUGGACAUUGUGGUUCCAGUUCAACCACCCCAGCCCUGCAGUGGUGCUGCAGAAAGCCAAGCCGUGGGACAGAAGGCGGUUUGUGACAACAAGCUUGUAUCAGGAGCCACGAGAAGCCACGCAGCUGCUUGGUGCCUCUGGUCAACGCUUUCCUCUGAAGAAACCCUGCUUGAGCCAAAUACAGAGGGAGCCAAGAGGGACAUGAUGCUGCCCGUGACCUGUGUGCUGGCCUUGGGCGCUUGGCUAGUGUCACAGGGUGAGGCUACACUGAGUACCCCCACAAUCUCCAUCUUCCUGAAGCCACCUGGGGUAAUCCCACCUGGAGGCUCCACCACCAUCUACUGUAUUUGCCAGUGCAGCAAUGGGAGCUUUGUGCUGUACAAGGGCAGCCGCCAGCUCCGCACCCUGGAGCAGAGCAGUGGCAGGGCCGAGUUCUCCAUCUCUAAUGCCACCUAUGAGGACAGAGGUGGCUACAACUGCCAUUACCUGGAGGGAGACACUGUGCUGGCUCGAAGCGCUGAUCUGGAAGUCUUUGUGGAAGAGCUCCGUCUGCCCAGACCCGACCUCUCUGUCCUGCCUGGGCACGAGGUGGCUGUGGGAGCUGAGGUGAUGUUCCACUGCACCAUCACACAGCCCAGCACCGGCUGCUUCCUGUACCUGGAAGGCCAGAUCCGAGCCCAGCAGUUCCACAGGGAACAAGGGGACUACAGCUUCUCCCUCGUGCAGAAAGGUGACAGCGGCCGCUACAGCUGCCAGUGCUACGCCCUCAGUGCUUGGAGAGAAUGGUCGGCUGUCAGCAACACCCUGGACUUGGUGGUGAGAGAUUACACGCUGUGCAACACCGUGCGCCUGGCGCUGGCGGCCGGGCUGCUGCUCCUGCUGGGGCUCAUCGCGGCGGAGGCGGCGCGGAGCCGCUGCUGCCGGGGCUGGGGGAGCAGUGCCGGGCACCGCCGGGCACCGCGGCACUUAUCGCCCUGCAGCAACCCGUGCUGGGAUGAAUAAACCGUCCCUGUCGCCA